GUGGCCGCCAUAGAAACAAAGCGCGGGAAAGUUUGACAUUCAAUUGCGUUCGGGAAUAUUGACGUGCCAUGUUUGUUAUCAAGACGCUGUUGCUUUGCGCGGUGUGCGCUCUCGCGUCCGCGCAGAACCGCCCCAACACCACCCCGGUGCCGAUCCUGAAGCAGAUCAACAAGCAGAACGACGACGGCUCCUACAGCUACGGGUACGAAGCUGCGGAUGGCUCCUUCAAGAUCGAGACCAAGUACCCCAACGGGGACGUGGCCGGCAAGUACGGCUACGUUGAUGUGGACGGGAAGGUUAGAGAGGUUUCUUACGGCGCGAGCAGCCAGCGAGGAUUCGAACCUGAAGGCACUGGAAUAAUGGUGCCACCACCGACGCUCCACGACCCCGCUUCAAACAACGCACUCACCGACGGCCAAGAAGACGACGGACAGUACCGAGAAGACCCGAGAAUAUACGAAGACCCGAAAUACAACGGACGUAAAGCCAAACCCAGCUCGUUCAGAUAUGAACAACCGCAACAGCAGCAGUUCAGCUUUUCGUCGCAACCGAAGAAAUACCAAGAACCGCAAGCUUACCAACCACAACCGCAGUACCAAGCGCGGCAGCAAUACCAACCGCAACCACAGUACGAACCGCAGCCGCAAUACCAACCCCAGCAACCUGCAUACCAGCAACAGACAAGCCUCUUCAGCCAAUCUCCUCAGCAGUUCACUCCAGAGUUCAAACCGCAAAGCCAAGUGUACCACCAGCAACCGCAGUUCUCUUACCAAUCCUACACUCCGCAACCUUACCAAAAUAACCAGUAUCAAAACAACCAGAGGCAAAACUACCAGCACCAGAACCACAACCCAUUCGCUGGUCACCCAGCCCAGAACUUUGACCCCAGCACGGGAUCUUAUUCUAUUGAUUUUACUGGUAAAUAAAUUUACUGGGAAAUUUCAGUAUUUACUGAAAAAUUUACUGUAGUAAAAUAGUAAGUAAUCCAAAGCAAUACAAACUAAAGCGUGUUUGCAUUGUUUUCAUCAGUUUCAAAAUUCCACAAUACUUUUCGUAUUUCCGUUAUAAUAUGACCGAAACCUGCUGUUCGCAUGACAUUCAUAGCUUGUUUAUUUACUACUCUUUCAUUUACUAUGACUUCAAUUUAUAUUUUCUUAAACCUUGUAUUAUAACUAAA
Molecule: messenger RNA, 1177 nt
Organism: Pararge aegeria (speckled wood butterfly)
Lineage: Eukaryota; Metazoa; Arthropoda; Insecta; Lepidoptera; Nymphalidae
Gene: CPR55
Product: mediator of RNA polymerase II transcription subunit 15
Exons: 3
Coding region: 69-926 (285 amino acids)
Cellular component (GO): chitin-based extracellular matrix
Molecular function (GO): structural constituent of chitin-based larval cuticle
Source: RefSeq, a predicted model, not a curated record